CCCGCUGACGUCACUGAACUGCAUGUGCCUGAUGGAUCAAACAUCAUAAGCUCUGCAGUUUAUAACACGCACAAACAUCAGUGCAUAUAUGUUUAUGAGUGUAUGUACAGAUUAAGUGUGUGUACCCGCGGCAGUCAUGGUUAAGGAUCAGUUCAGAGAGACGGAUGUGGCCAAAAAAAUAAGUCACAUCUGCUUUGGUAUAAAGUCAUCAGAGCAGAUGCGACAGCAGGCUCAUAUUCAGGUGGUCAGUAAGAAUCUCUACAGUCAGGACACGAGCCACACACCGCUUUCAUAUGGAGUCCUGGACCACCGCAUGGGUACCAGUGAGAAGGACCGACCCUGUGAAACCUGUGGGAAGAAUUUGGCCGACUGUCUGGGUCACUACGGAUAUCUGGAUCUGGAACUGCCAUGUUUUCACAUCGGAUACUUCAAAGCCAUCAUAGGAAUUUUGCAGAUGAUUUGUAAGACGUGUUCACACAUCCUUCUGUCUAAAGAGGAAAAACUUCAGUUUCUGGAUUAUUUGCGAAAACCUGGUCUGGUUUACCUGCAGAAGCGUGGUCUAAAGAAGAAAAUCUCAGACAAAUGCAGGAAGAAAACAACAUGCUUUUACUGUAACGCAUUUAACGGCCCUGUGAAGAAAUGUGGUUUACUGAAGAUCAUUCAUGAAAAGUAUAAAACCACAAAGAAGGUGAUCGAUCCGAUUGUGUCUGAUUUUCUCCAGUCGUUCGACGUCGCCAUUGAACACAAUAAAGAGGUGGAGUCGCUGUUGACCAGAGCACAGGAAAACCUCAAUCCUCUGAUCGUGCUAAAUCUUUUCCGGAGGAUUCCGAACGAGGAUGUUCCUCUUCUCCUGAUGAAUCCUGAAUCGGGCAAACCUGCUGACCUCAUUCUGACACGCCUUCUAGUCCCGCCCCUCUGUAUCCGGCCCUCCGUCGUCAGUGACCUUAAAUCAGGAACCAAUGAGGACGAUCUGACCAUGAAACUGACGGAAAUCAUCUUCCUCAAUGAUGUCAUCAAGAAGCAUCGUAUGUCUGGAGCUAAAACGCAGAUGAUCAUGGAGGAUUGGGACUUCUUGCAGCUUCAGUGUGCCCUUUACAUCAACAGCGAGCUGUCGGGCAUCCCGCUCAACAUGGCACCAAAAAAAUGGACCCGCGGCUUUGUGCAGAGACUCAAGGGAAAACAGGGGAGAUUUCGUGGGAACCUGUCUGGAAAGCGUGUGGAUUUUUCAGGCAGAACGGUCAUCUCUCCCGACCCCAACCUGAGAAUCGAUGAGGUCGCCGUACCGGUGCAUGUCGCCAAAAUCCUGACCUACCCAGAGAAGGUGAAUAAAGCCAACAUUGAGUUAAUGAGAAAACUCGUCCGCAAUGGGCCUGAUGUUCAUCCAGGAGCAAAUUUCAUCCAGCAGAGACACAUGCAGAUGAAGAGGUUUUUAAAGUACGGUAACAGAGAGAAGAUGGCACAGGAGCUGAAAUACGGUGACGUGGUUGAGAGACACAUGAUCGAUGGAGAUAUUGUCCUGUUUAACCGGCAGCCGUCUCUGCACAAGCUCAGUAUCAUGGCUCAUAUCGCUCGUGUGAAACCUCACCGGACGUUCAGAUUUAACGAAUGCGUAUGCACGCCAUAUAAUGCCGACUUUGAUGGAGAUGAGAUGAACCUUCACCUGCCUCAGACCGAAGAGGCUAAAGCAGAAGCGCUCGUGCUCAUGGGGACAAAGGCCAAUCUGGUGACCCCGAGAAACGGUGAACCCCUGAUUGCGGCCAUUCAAGACUUCCUGACGGGGGCUUAUCUGCUCACACUUAAAGACACCUUCUUUGACCGAACCAAAACCUGUCAGAUCGUCGCCUCCAUCCUGGUGGGGAAAGAUGAAAAAAUCAAAAUUGCUCUUCCUCGUCCUGCUAUUCUCAAGCCGAUCAGGCUGUGGACCGGGAAACAGAUCUUCAGUUUGAUUCUGAAGCCCAGUAAGACCUGCCCGGUGAAGGCCAACCUGCGUACUAAAGGCAAACAGUACUGCGGUAAAGGAGAAGAUCUGUGUCCUAAUGAUUCAUUCGUUGUGAUCCAGAACAGCGAGUUGAUGUGUGGCAGUUUGGAUAAAGGAACUCUGGGAUCCGGAUCUAAGAACAACAUCUUCUACAUCCUGUUGAGAGACUGGGGUCAACUGGUGGCGGCAGAUGCAAUGUCACGUUUGGCACGUCUGGCUCCUGUUUACCUCUCGAAUCGAGGGUUCUCCAUCGGGAUCGGUGACGUGACGCCGGGUCAGGGUUUGCUGAAGGCCAAGCAGGAGCUUCUGGAUGCCGGCUAUAAGAAAUGUGAUGAGUACAUUGAAGCUCUGAAGACGGGCAGAUUACAGCAGCAGCCGGGCUGUACCGCAGAGGAAACGCUCGAGGCGUUGAUCCUGAAAGAGUUGUCUGUGAUUAGAGAUCAUGCUGGCAGUGCUUGUCUGAGGGAACUGGAUAAGAGCAACAGUCCACUCAUCAUGGCUCUGUGUGGAUCUAAAGGUUCAUUUAUUAAUAUCUCUCAGAUGAUUGCUUGUGUCGGGCAGCAGGCCAUCAGUGGUUCACGUGUACCUGAUGGAUUUGAGAAUCGUUCUCUGCCUCACUUCCAGAAGCACUCAAAACUCCCUGCAGCCAAAGGCUUUGUAGCAGACAGCUUUUAUUCGGGUUUGACGCCCACUGAGUUCUUCUUUCACACUAUGGCCGGAAGAGAAGGUCUGGUGGAUACUGCGGUAAAGACAGCUGAGACGGGAUACAUGCAGAGACGUCUGGUGAAGUCGUUAGAAGAUCUCUGCUCUCAGUAUGAUCUGACGGUACGCAGCUCCACCGGUGACAUCAUCCAGUUCAUCUACGGAGGGGACGGACUCGACCCCACGGACAUGGAGGGAAAAGACGAACCGCUGGAGUUUAAAAGAGUUCUCGACAACGUCCGAGCGGUGUACACGUGUCAAAGUGAGCCGGCGCUGAGCAGAAAUGAGCUGGUGUUGACCUCAGACUCCAUCAUGAAGAGAAGAGACUUCUUGUGUUGUAAAGACACGUUUUUAGAGGCUUUGACAGACACAGGCACUGAGAAAUAUAUUCAGGAAAUAAGAAAGUUCAUCAAAACAGUUUCAGAGAAAAUCAAAAAGACACGAGACAAGUACGGCAUCAAUGACAACGGCACGACCGAGCCCAAAGUUCUGUAUCAGUUGGACCGGAUUACACCCACGCAGCUGGAGAAGUUUCUGGAGACGUGCAGAGAUAAAUAUAUGAGGGCACAGAUGGAGCCGGGUUCUGCUGUCGGGGCGUUGUGCGCUCAGAGCAUCGGAGAGCCUGGCACACAGAUGACCCUUAAAACCUUUCACUUCGCUGGUGUGGCAUCCAUGAACAUCACACUGGGUGUCCCUCGAAUUAAAGAGAUCAUCAACGCGUCCAAAAACAUCAGCACACCUAUAAUAAGUGCCAACUUGGACAUCAAUGAUGAUCCCGACUAUGCGCGGCUGGUGAAAGGGCGAAUCGAGAAAACUCUCCUGGGAGAGAUCUCAGAAUACAUUGAGGAGGUUUUUCUACCCGAUGAUUGUUUUAUUCUGGUCAAGCUGUCAUUGGAGAGAAUUCGUCUUCUCAGAUUGGAGGUGAACGCAGAGACCGUGCGUUACUCCAUCUGCACGUCUAAGCUGCGGGUGAAGCCGGGCGAUAUCGCCGUCCACGGCGAGGCCGUCGUCUGCGUGUCUCCACGAGAAAACAGCAAGAGCUCGAUGUAUUACGUCCUGCAGUCACUGAAACAGGAUCUUCCUAAAGUGGUAGUUCAGGGAAUCCCUGAAGUGGCGCGAGCCGUCAUUCAUAUCGACGAACAGAGCGGUAAGCAGAAGUUUAAGCUGUUGGUGGAGGGUGAUAACCUCAGAGCUGUCAUGGCAACACACGGCGUCAACGGCAACAAAACAACAUCCAACAACACGUAUGAGGUUGAGAAGACACUAGGCAUCGAAGCAGCGAGAUCCACCAUCAUUAAUGAGAUCCAGUAUACCAUGGUAAAUCACGGUAUGAGCAUCGAUCGCAGGCACGUCAUGCUCCUGGCUGAUCUCAUGUCCUAUAAGGGUGAGAUUUUAGGCAUCACCCGAUUUGGCCUGGCAAAGAUGAAGGAGAGCGUUCUGAUGCUGGCGUCAUUUGAAAAGACAGCCGAUCAUCUGUUCGACGCUGCGUAUUUCGGCCAGAAAGACUCUGUGUGCGGUGUUUCCGAGUGUAUUAUUAUGGGAAUCCCGAUGAAUAUUGGAACAGGACUUUUUAAACUUUUACACAGUGCUACCAAGGAGCCGAAUCCUCCCCGUAGACCUUUGCUUUUUGACAAUCCUGAUUUUCACGUAUCCCUGGGCUCAAUAACUCGCUCGCUGCCUUCAUGAUGGGUCUGGAUUAUAGCAUGUAUUGAGGAUUCUGAGUUCUGACAUAUCACUUAUGUCACUUAUGUGCCUUUUUUGUGUUAUACGAACAGUUUGCUGUUUAAAUGGAGUGUCGCAGUAGUUUUUACACAUUUCAGAUAAUGAAUGGAAAGGUGGGUCCAAAAUAAUUGUCAUGGUUUAUAUCAAUCUUUCGAGAUGAUAAAAGUUUUUUCAUAGCCUUAGGUGCAGGUUUUGUGUUUGGUCUCUACAAACAUUUCGCUGACAUUUUCUCCUCUGAAAUCAGAUUUGCUCAUUGGCUGUAAAAUGAAUUACAUGAAGCGCUUAUAGUUUUAUAAGAUUAAGAUUUCAUUUUCAUCUGACCGGAUGGGGUCAAAUCUAUCAUUAAUUUAUGCGGUGGUUUUUCAGUUUGACAUUGUUUGACAAUUUAUUUUAUGUAAAUAUGUAUCAGGUGUGAAUAAAAUAUGCAUUGACAACAUUCGUGCAUUCUUUCUCUUUAUUUUUUGGAAACGCAUCAGCGUAUUUGAUCAGGUUUCACACGUUUGAAUGAAUGCAAACAAUUUCUUAUCAUAACUCAUUUGACUUCAGUAAUGUUUUUGGGUGAAACUGGAUUUUCAAUGAGAAAAUAAAGUAGUUUGGUACUUCAUAUUUAUUAAAACUGUUGGAUUGUAAUAUCAGAUUGAUUUGUCAGAACUCAGUGACACGAGUUUAAUGCCUUUACUGUAAACAUCCAAUAAUCUGCAUGGCCCAGGUGAUGUCAACAGUAUAGGCAAGUCAUUUCAAACUUGUCAAUACAUUAAAAUAAAAAACAUGUCAAUACAUUGAAAUAAAAAACAUGUCAAUUACUUAAAAAAACAACAACAUGUCAAUACAUUGAUAAAGGAUUAUGAGAAAUGUAUUUCUUGUAAAGACAUUUACAAAAUGCAUUCAAGUGAAUUGUCAAAUCUCAUUCUGCUGCAAAACAUAUUUAUUACCAACAAAGAUGAAGAUUAAAGAAAUGAAGUCUCUUUGAAUUCAAGCACAUUCACUGUUCAAAUGUUUUCAGUGAGAAUAACUAUCAUUAGGAUGUACAAAAAACAGCUUAUGAAACACUGGUAAUGUUUUCUUUGAAAGAAUAUUUCAAAAUCUAAUCUCAGCAAAGUUAUAAACUUCAAUACAAAACAAUCUGGUACUUUAUUAACAAUAAUGAACAGCGCUGUCAGUGUUUUUGUACAGUAUGUAAUUUCUCUCAACCCUGAUAUUACAGCUGUGGUCUGUUAUUAUCAGAUGAACUUUAGCUCUUUACUAAUGCCUGUAAAAAUAGAUCUUUUUUUCCCUCAAGAAGUUUAUAAUGCCCCUAAACAGGGAUGCUUUAUUCUCAUUGGUUAAGAAACUAUUUAUGGGUAUGCAUUUUUUUUUUCAAUAAACGCACACAUAACCUGUCAAAUGUCUUAAAAUAACCACCAGGGGCUGGGUUUCUCGAUAACGAUUGAACUUAGCACUUGAGAGCACUUUCUACGAUCUACUUGACGAAUGUUAGUUUUUCUUUCACAUAUGUUCCCAAAAAUGCACUUAAAUACGAUCGUGCGCAAGCUUUAAGUGCUACUUAUGAGUCACAAUCCAUUUGUCAAGUGCUGAAAUAUCACCUAUAUAUUGUUUUUUUUAUCUUCACAUCAUGUGCACUUAACACUAUUAAUAAUAUUGUUUAAUAUUGCUCAGUGACUAAUUAAAUGUUUUAAUUGUACCAUUUGAAAUAAUCUUUUUCAUAUGUAUUUAGGACUCAUCCCAUUGUGCAACGCCUUUUGCAGUUUAUAUUAUUAUUACUAUCUUAUGGCUUUCUAUGUACAAAAUGUUUAUUGUACACUUACUUUACUUUAGCAGUGAUUUAAACACUGUUUUCUGCAUACUGUACACAUUAUAUUAAGCACAACCUUUGGUCAUUAUUAACCUCACAAUCAGAGAAUGAGAGGUAAUGUAAGAGCUUAACAAUACAAAUCUUUAGUCUCUACAAGUAUCACCUUCUGAAUUUAAAAGAACAGAUGAAAGGCAGUGAGACGCAUGUGAAUAUUAUCACAGAUUAAAAACCUUUGCACAUGGUUGAUUUGUUUUAUUUUUAUUUCUUUAAUUUGUAUUAAACCAAGAAGAACCUAAUAAAUAAAUAUUCCUACAUUAAAAACAUGACAUUAUCGUCCUUGUAACUCUGUCACUUACGAUGCAGGCAUUUUUGUUACUUCAAAUCACUCAUAGAUCAACAAUGAUUUUCAAGUGCUACUGAAGUUACAAUGGUUUUGGGAAACGGUUCUAAGAUGAUUCAGUCUGAGACAUCUGGGCUUAAAGCCAUAAGAAAACAUUUUUCUUUGCAAAAGGAUUGCACUUCUUACACUAUAUUUUGUGUCUGUAUAUUUUCUUAUGUGCACGCAGCUGUGAACUAUCAGCAGGAUAAUGUGGGUGUGAGCGAGGCACAAACUAACACGGGGUUAAUAGUAACAAGGAUACUUUACAUAUUUCUAUAGGGCCGAUCAAUCUAUGCUUUUGGUCUUUUUCUAUUCCUGUCAGAAGAUCUCCGGUGAAUUUGUGAAAAGUUUUAAUAUGUUUUGGUUAAGAUAUUGAAUUAAGUGGUACAUUUCUUUAUCUUAUGUUUUUUUAUUUCUGUGUUUAAG
Molecule: messenger RNA, 6999 nt
Organism: Paramisgurnus dabryanus
Lineage: Eukaryota; Metazoa; Chordata; Actinopteri; Cypriniformes; Cobitidae
Gene: polr3a
Product: polymerase (RNA) III (DNA directed) polypeptide A
Biological process (GO): DNA-templated transcription
Molecular function (GO): DNA binding; DNA-directed RNA polymerase activity
Source: RefSeq, a predicted model, not a curated record